AUGGGAUUCUCAUCAAAAAAAUGGGCACAUAUCAUAUCUAAUUUCGCCUCCAUUUUGUACUUUUUCAUAAUUAUUGUUCAAGUCCCACUUUUCAGAGUUCCAUGUAGAAUAGGCACUUGCCAAACACCGGUGGAGGUGAUGGCCUGCGCGGGUGGAUUUCUCCCCGAAUUUGUGGUGAAGGCCCUUCUCUACCCCAGAGCAGUUAAACGGUCUCUGAUGAAGGGCGCAGCCGUUCCAAGCCCUGAUCAACUGCUGCAUCCUUACAAAUUUAAGAAGGGUAAACCAACUGAUCUCAAACAGUUGGAGGUUAUUGCAGGUAGCUACCUCUCUGUCACGGGGGCCUUUCUAGGGCUGCUGAGGCACGGGAGAAUGAGUUACUUCGGCCUAAUCCUCGUCCUAUGGGGCAUUGCGAAGGAAAUGUUUGGUGGUAAACAUGCAUCAGGUGCUUGCCUAUUUCCGGAGAUGGUUAUGACUAUGGUUAUCGCGUUCUUGUCUAUGAGACGGGACGUGAGGAAGCUUCUCAAAUGUUGCAAGCCCGGCCGCUUUGCUAGACGUCUCAAGAAUCGGUCCAAAGCCAAAUAUAGUUGA
Salvia splendens (bonfire salvia) is the source of this 588-nucleotide messenger RNA. RefSeq lists its product as uncharacterized. The record is from RefSeq and is a predicted model, not a curated record. The transcript is spliced from 3 exons. The coding region runs from base 1 to 588 and encodes 195 amino acids. Lineage: Eukaryota; Viridiplantae; Streptophyta; Magnoliopsida; Lamiales; Lamiaceae.